Molecule: messenger RNA, 986 nt
Organism: Gekko japonicus
Lineage: Eukaryota; Metazoa; Chordata; Lepidosauria; Squamata; Gekkonidae
Gene: REXO2
Product: RNA exonuclease 2
Exons: 7
Coding region: 6-716 (236 amino acids)
Cellular component (GO): mitochondrion
Molecular function (GO): nucleic acid binding; 3'-5'-RNA exonuclease activity
Source: RefSeq, a predicted model, not a curated record
UGGCGAUGCGCGCCGGCGGAAGGGCCUGGCGGUGGGUGCAGCCGGUAGCGGGGCGGCGUCGGUGGGGCUCGGGGGCCGGAGGAGGAGGCGCGGCCAUGGCGGAGGCCGGCGCCGCGAUGGGGCAGAGGAUGGUCUGGGUGGACCUGGAGAUGACGGGCUUGGACAUUGAGAAAGACCAGAUCAUCGAGAUGGCCUGCCUCAUCACCGAUUCCGACUUGAACGUCUUGGCUGAAGGUCCCAACCUGAUAAUAAAGCAGCCGGACGAGCUGCUGGACGGCAUGUCAGACUGGUGCAAAGAACAUCAUGGGCAGUCGGGCCUUACCAGGGCGGUGAAAGAAAGCACAGUAUCUCUGCGCCAGGCCGAGUAUGAAUUCCUGUCUUUUGUCCGGCAGCAGACACCACCGGGACUCUGCCCUCUUGCAGGAAACUCGGUUCAUGCGGACAAGAAGUUUCUUGACAAACACAUGCCGCAGUUCAUGAAGCAUCUUCACUACCGCAUCAUCGAUGUGAGCACCGUCAAAGAGCUAUGCAGACGCUGGUUCCCAGAGGAUUACAAGUUUGCUCCAAAGAAGGCUGCUUCUCACAGAGCUCUCGACGAUAUCCGGGAGAGCAUCAAAGAGCUUCAGUUCUACAGAGGCAGCAUCUUCAAGAGGAAAACGGAUGAAAAGAAAAGGAAGCUGGUGGAAAAUGGUGACAACGAGACCCCCACCAGUUGAUCCCCGUGGCCCUCCUAGCUCCUUUGCAGAAGUCCGAGACCCCCGUCUGCCUCCCGGCCCAUCCCAGACAACAGCUCCCGUCUGCUCCCCGGCUUCCCCGAGGUGGUUCAAAGCAACAGAGUCCUGGAUAUGACUGUUGUUCCGUGUUUGAGCUGUGGCCCUCGAAAACUCUGCAGCUGUUUGCUUUGAGAGAACCUUUUGUGGUUGAAGAGUCCCUUCUGGUUUGAUUUAAGCACUUUCUUUUGCUACAGAAUAAAGCCACUCUGCCAA